AUGUGGGUCCUCAUCUGGGCAGCUCUACUUCUCUCUCUGACAGAGAGAACCACAUGCAACAGUAAGGUCCCUUUUAUCACUACUAUUGUUACUAUAAUAAUCAUUAGUAGAUGUGGUAGUGGUAGUGGUAUGGCAAAAAUCUCAAUAGAUACUAUAUCAUAAAAAUGUUACGAACAAGUGAAGUAGUAUCCAAGUGCUUUCUGCAUUACUCAUAACUGUAUUAAUUUCCCUCCAUCAGAACAGCCACCACCACCACCACCAAUAGCAUCACCCUGGACCAUCACCUUCAGUCCAGCAGAGAUAACAGCAGAGAAGGGACUAUGUGCUGUUAUUUCAUGUACCUUCAGUCAUGCAGAGAACUUCAUUCCUACUGCAGCAAUAUGGUUUAAAUGCCCUGAAAAUGGCAAAUGUGAUCAGGAUGAAAACAUAAUUAUCCACUCUGAAACUCCCUCUAAAGCUCAGGAGGGUUACAGAAAGAGAGUGUCUCUACUGGAGACUGAUCUGACAAAGAAGAACUGUAGUGUAAUCAUCAACAACAUCAGAAAGAAUGAUGCUGGAGAGUAUCAGUUCAGACUGCUAAGUGCAUAUACAUACUCCAAGAAAGUGAAAAUCACAGUGAGAGGUAUUUCAUGACUAUUAUUAUCAGUUACAGUGACAGACUAUUACUGUAGUUCAUUGUAUACAGUACACACUUGCCAAGUUCCCUCUCAAGUCUCCCUUAUUAUAAAGUCCUCUCAUAAGAGGACAAGAUGUCAUUACUGGGAAGACUCCUAUUCAGACUUAGCACAUCAAUGCUGCUCUCCUAAGGCUGAUUAUGUGUCACUGCUGUUUAGUACACAUAUGUAAAACUCACUUCUGUGUUUGUAUUUCCUGUCUCCAGCUCUGACCCAGAAGCCCUCAGUGUUGACUCCUCCUCUGACAGAGGGAGAACCAGCUACUCUGACCUGCACCGCCCCGGGGAUCUGCUCUGGAACUCCUCCUAACAUCACAUGGACAUGUAGAGGGACAGGAGACAACAUCACUGAGCUCAGAGACAAUACCACCAUACAGAAGAGAGAGGACCUGACCAGCGUCACAACAUCACACUUCUCAACUUUGACCUUUACACCCUCAGCUGAGCACCACAACAUGAUGGUUACCUGUCAAGUAACUCAGAAAAAACUUCAAAUUGAAGAGACAGUAACUUUGAAUGUAACAUGUGAGUAACAUGUCACCUACAUUUUACAUUAAACACCUUAUUCCAGAAAAUCUUUUAAACCUAGGAAUAACCUUGAUAAUAAGCAAAUUAUACAAUAUUCAGGCUAUACGCAGUUAUGUCAUGGCUUUGACCUUUUCCCUUGCUUUUUAAUCAUGAUCCAUUGUAAUUAGUCCCUCAACUGAUAUAGUUUGAAUUUAGUGUAUGUGUAACAAUACAUGUGUAAAAUUAGAAACUCUAUGCACUCAAAGAUGUGAAAGACCCCCAAAUAACUGGAAAUAAAACAGUGAAGGAGGAUGGUACCCUGGGUCUGACCUGCAGUGUUGACAGUUACCCACCAUAUGACAUCACUUGGAGUAAGAACAGGACAAGUGCCCCACUUCAGAAUUACACUGAAAAGGCCACUCUCACCAUCUCCAAUGUGACAAGAGAACAUGCUGGGGAGUAUGUGUGUACAGCGCAACACCUCAACAGGACUAUGACAGCUUCCACUGUUGUCACUGUGAUGUGUAAGUACAAACUUGAUUGAAAUAUACAAACUAAUUUUAUAUUUUAAGAUCUGGAAUUACUCUGGCAUGUUUUUAACAUCAAUCUAUCACUGAUACCUCUCUCUUCACUGUCUUUUUCCAGACCAUCCUGUGAUUCUUCCUGGCUCUGGGUGUGUGGAUCAGGCAGAGGUCAUGACCUGUGUGUGUGUCAGUCAGGGGGUUCCCUUACCCCUCAUAGAGUGGCCACUGUUGGUGCUCAACACAGAGAACACUAUGUCAGUGUUGGGUUCCUCAGUGAACAGCACUAUCAGCCUGCCUGUUAGAAACCACAACAACACCACUGUGGAGUGUGUCAGCGGAAAUGUGGUGGGUGUAGUGAGAGCGAAGUUGCAGGUCACCCAAAAUAAGAGCCAAGAAAAUCAAAGAGGUAAAUAUAUAAAUCAAGUUACUUGGUUAGAGAGCCACAGCUUCCCAAUCCCACCCAAUGUAUGCAAUAUUGAAGAUGUUCUAUACAUGUAGAAUUAGAGUCUGAAAAUUACAAUUUUUUCUUCCAGAGGAUAUGAAGUAAUGUGACCCAAUUCUAAUGCAGAGUUGUUGUUGUCUUUUUAGAGAAGGGACGGGACAGUAUUAUAGCUAUUCUGUCGGACCAAAAACUGAUUAUUGCGUUUGUGAUUGGUGCAGCCCUCUCAGCCACCAUCUGUUGUAUCUUCAUGUGUUUGACAGGGAAAUGUAAAAGGUACAUGCAUUGUAUUACUGAAGUACAUUUAGUGUUAACUGAGUGUUGUUUUUAAAAUCAAUUGCAGAUUGUCUUUAGAAAUUCAUAUUUACUACCAAGAGAAUCAGAUAUAUUGUCAAAAGUGCCAAUGCCUUAUACCAUAUUGUAAUGGACGUGCUUACUAACCCCUCCAAAGUACAGUUAUUGAGAAAUUUCAUUUAUUAUAUUUUCCUUAGACAAAAAGAGAGGAUCCCAAAGGACUCAGACUCCAAAAGCCCUUUCAUGAACCUGGAGAUGGUGGCAUGUGAAGACCAACAGGUGCAGUACCAGUUUCUUUCUUUAUUCAGCUUUACCAACAUUCAGUUAGCAUUGACAUGCCAAUAGGAGUUGAUAAGACAGCAUAAACAGAUCUGGGACCACCAAGCUAACAAAAUACUUCUAACACAGUGCUUUCUGUAAUAUACUCCAUAGACAGAUGCAGGACAAGCUGUGGGGGGCGAACAGACACCUCUGCAGGGGGUGCUGAGGGAGGGAGCUGAAAAUGGAGGGCCCCUGACCAGUGGAGCCACGGGAAAAUCUGCCACAAGGGAAGAACCCAAAGAAGUGGACUACGCCAGUAUUGACUACUCCCUGCUGAAGAAGAAGACUCCUGAGGAGGCAGAGAAGAAGACCACCACCACAGAGUCAGAGUAUGCCGAAAUCAAACGAGAGAAGAAGAAAGAUGGGGAAGAAGAUGAAGGAGAGGGGAGUGGUGUGAUGGAGGAGGAGGAGAAAGAGAACAGUAAGCCAGCAGCAGAGACAGAUGAGGAUACAGCGCUUUACUCCAACGUCAAGGCUAUUAUGGGU
Coregonus sp. 'balchen' is the source of this 3244-nucleotide messenger RNA. NCBI's taxonomy places the organism in Eukaryota, Metazoa, Chordata, Actinopteri, Salmoniformes, Salmonidae. The record is from the annotation of a GenBank genome assembly.